AUGUCUCUGCGCGCCGCAACCGACGCCCGUGGCGAGCUUCGCUUCGACCUGCAGCGCUCGCCCAGCCAGCCGUCGCUCACGCACACGGUUCUCACCGAGCAGUCCGACGACCAGGGCCGCUCGCUCACGACACCCUACGCGACCAGCAUCGACUUUGACUCGUCCACAACCGAUGAUCAUGGCCAUCUUCUUCCCAAGGGUGCGGCCCCUGCGCGGCCCGGCGCCACCUCCGCCACAGGGGGUUCUUGGGGGCGUUCCUCUGUUCGCUCGAUCCGCAAAAUGCCUAGUGUGCCAUCACGCUCCAUCCCCGAAUUCCAUGUCCCAGCUUCAUCGCCCACUCCCGCCCCUCCUCUGCCGACACCUCCCGUCACCGACAACGUCGACAAGCGGAAGAGCAAGCGUCUGUCGUUGACGCGGUCUCUACACGACCUCCGGGAGCGCCGCGCCGCAGACAAGGCACGCAAACGCGCGAGCACACUUUCGGAAAAGCUGCCGAGGCGAGUGGCUGACCUCCCACCAGAGCUUCCGCCAGUACCAUCCGUCCCGUCCAUGUACAAGGCGGCCGGCCCGUCAUACCAACCUCACUCGCAGCUUCAGACAGGUCCUCCCUCUCCCGCUCCCAGAUCACGAUUUUCCAUGCUGCCAUCACGACGCGACGCGACCGAACACACAGUUGGAGGUUUGCCAUCGGCGCCACCGACGCCCAAGUCCUCUGGAUUCGCAGGAUUCAUUCGCAGACUUACAAGUAAGAAGAGCCGAGCGGAUCUGUCACAGCACGUGCAGCAUGUCCCUCCUGUUCCUCCUGUUCCUCCAAAGUCGAACUCCGGGCGAUCGGGCACACAACGCUCGACCACACGUCAGCCGGCGACAACUAUGCCCGCACAGGGACCGUUCGGAUCGAUAGGCCGCAAGACGCGUCUCGAUAAUGUCCCGCAGGUCGAGGCACCAUUGGCUGUCCGUGGCAUGCUUGCCGAGAUGAAGGACGAGUCCGGCAGCAUCCAGCGCCGCGGAACCAACAGACAGCAGCGACAAAGCCAGAUCCGCCGUGUCCCCGUCCCGACAUACUCGAUGGACGAGUUUGAGCCCAUUAUCGAUCCCCGGGAUCUCCCCGCCCCGCCAGAGCCGCCCGUGGAGCUUCAUGCCGCUGCCGAGGCGCGUGCCGAAGCCUUCGCGAGACUCAUCGGCUCGCGCCCUGCCGCGUCCUCGAUCAAGUCGAUCGACUCUGGCGCCUCUCACCGUGUUCGUGCGCCCGUUCCGCCGCCGCGUACCAACUCGCCCCGCUCCAAACAGUCGACCCCUGCGUCCAAGUCGGGCUCGGACAUGCCCAUUACGCCUCCACCUGAGGCUAUGGACGUUUUCACCGCAUACCCUGUGCCAACUCCCAUUGUCGCGCGCGAGGUCUCAGAGGAGCCCGAGUCGAUCGGUGACGACCGUCCGGCUCCCGGCUCGUCCAUUGAGAUCAAGUCAGUCCGUCGUUACUCGGUGACAUCGCAGGUUGUCGUCAUAGACAAGGACGGCGACAGCGACCUGCGUCCGCCGAAACUCAACGUCCUCACAGCCCGCUCGGUCCCACACGCCGCGAGCGCCGUAUCCGCACACAGCAAGGUCUCCAGUAUCUCCGGGAGCGAGAUGGAGGAGGAGCACUCGAUGCUGGUACAACAUGGGAGCCGCGAGCCCCUCCCCGUCACGCCCCUCGUGAUUCCCAUUCCAAUGGUUGGGGGCUCACCGCUGACUUUUGGUGCGAAUCUGCACCGGGCUGUCGAACCGCAGCAGGCGGCCCAUCAGCCGUUCUUGGCCGAGAGCCCGACGGACCGCGACUCCUUCGGCCAUGGCUUCCUCCCGCCCCGGGUCCUCAGUCGCCAAGAUUCUGUCGAUGACUUCCACUCGGCGUACGGCCACGGCUCAGUCUUCGGGUCUGACGCUGGCCAUGCUCCAUCGUCAUACGGCUACGGGCGGCAUCCCGUCUACGGCGGUAGCCGCUCAGACCUGGGCCACACCACUUACCGGGUUCCCCACGGCGCGAGCCGCUCUGAUCUCGGACACGCCGAUUCCUUGCAGACGGCGCGCAUGUUCAGCGCGAGCGCGAGCCGUUCUGACCUCGGACAUGGCAGCAACCUUACACAGCACCCAUUUAUUGCCAAUGGCCACCUCGCAAGCCGACAGACGAGCGCCUCCCGCGUGGACUUUAGCCGGCCGCCCACGGCGAGCCAUUCAGACGUUGGUCACGGCCGUUCGCCAAUGGCGAGCCAGUCCGACCUCGGCCACACCAUCCCUCGCGUGGCUAGCCGCUCCGACCUUGGGCACGGGGCGCGCCCCAGCGCCCGUUCAGAGAUUGGCCACGCAUCCCGCUCCGAGAGCAGCCACAGUUUCCGACGGCCAAGUCAAUCCGAAAAUGGACAUGGGCGUCCGCUUGGCCCCAAGCGUUCUGUCCCUGACCUGCGGAUGGCCAAGACGUCUUUCCCAGACCUGCGUUCGGCCGCCUCUAUCAGCCGCCAGGUUUCGCGCGACACAGCCUCUGGAUACAGCGGGUCGAUAACUAGCCACCGCGCUCCGUCGCGCCAGGCUUCGUUCGGCGACUUGGGGCUGUCGCGCGGGCCAAGCACGUCGAGCAGGAGGCUUGGCGGGCGCAAGGUCUCAUAUGAUGACUUUGCGCGCGUCGCAGGAUCUACGCACGGCAGUGUGAGCGGGCAUGGGCACGACAGCGACGAGUUCUACUCGGCCAUGGACCACUCGAGUAUCGGUCACAGCUCAUGGCUGCACGAGGACCCGCGCGCGACACCCACCCCUCGCACGCCACGUACGCCGCGCACUCCGCGCGCGCUUGCGGGCAGCUCGCCGGCGCGCGAGGCGCCGGUCGGCGACGGCCUUCUCGAGCGGAGCGGGAGCCGCACACGCCUGCGCUCGCUCACGCGCAAGAUGAGUAAGAAGACCAAGCAGCCGCCCACGAGCUACGACGCCUACGCCGAGAAGCAGGUGCAGCUGCUUACGAGACGCAAGAGCUGCAAGCCUACGAUGCACUCGGACGCGAGUCUUGCUGCCGAGAUCAACGGCGUUACGGACAAGGAGGACGCGCGGGUGAUGGAGGCCGUGUUCAUGGCCUAG
This is a messenger RNA of Cutaneotrichosporon oleaginosum, 3102 nucleotides long. RefSeq lists its product as uncharacterized. The record is from RefSeq and is a predicted model, not a curated record. Lineage: Eukaryota; Fungi; Basidiomycota; Tremellomycetes; Trichosporonales; Trichosporonaceae.